AUGGCGGCCACCGAAAACCCCAUCUCCAAUGGAGGCACGGUGGAUGGUAUCGAAUUCGACGUGAAGAUUAAUGGCCAUGAGAUCAAUGGUUCAAAGAUCAAGUCGAAACUAGGAAACCUCCUUAAGCGAAAAAAUCACUCAUCCGGUCUCAACGGCGUCAACGGAUCUUCGGUGGUUCAACCGAGGUCGAGUACUACCACAAACACACUUGAUGCGAACGGCUCCACCUCUGCAGGUAUCGUGCGCAAUGGAAGCGCUACCGAGGACGGCAGCAGCAUCAAAACUGGUUCAAGCGCUGUCGAAUUCUCAGGCGAAUAUACCAGGUCUACCAUCGGCGUGACUGGAGAGAAUCGCUCUUGGGAAGAUCGUACAUUCGCAUGCCAAAAGCACUAUCGCCCUGCCCGCUUCCCGGAAGCCGUGGGGGCUUUGCCUUUCCCACGGGAGGUUCGUGACCUGGUCGCCUGGACGGAUUCCUUUGUCGAGCGUUUGGGAUGGGUUACAAUUCAGAAAGAAGAAGAGGUUGUCGGAUUCAAGACUCGCCUUCGCCAUGCUGAGGACGAGAAGAUCAAAUUCACCAAAGACAUUACCGAUCUUCAGUCCCAGUUAAAAGACACCGAGAAAACCAAUGAGGAUCUACGCCGGGACAGAACCGAGUUAUUGAGCAGAAUCAAGGUCCUUGAGCUCGAAAAGGCCUCACUUGAUAACCGAAUCAUUGGUCUGAAGGAUGAAAACGCAAAACUCAAUAAGGAUUUGUGGGAUCUCGGCGCACAGAACGAGAUCUUGAGCGAUGCCAACGCGAGUCUGACUCAGAUGGUCAAUACUCUAACCACAGAGUAUGAGCUGGAUGAGAACAGAAUCCGUGAACUCCAGGAGGAAUUGGACAGAUUGAAUGACGAAGAUUUGCGCAGAGGACUAGAACGGGAAACCGUUAUCUCUCAGCUGGAGGCGGCUAACAAAGCCAAGCAGGAUCAGAUUGACAUUCUCACUGCCGCCCUGACCGCUGCUACUGCCGACCUGGUUGUGGCCAAGGAUCAAGUGGACUCAAUCUCCGAAAGUCUCAAGCGGGCAGAGGCUUCCCGAAAUGAAAAGAUUGCAGAGCUCAGAGACGUCAAAGACAAGCUCCGUGCUACAGAAAGCAAGAAUGCUGGCUUGGAUGAACAGAUCAGAGUUCUCAAACGCGAUAUCUCUCACUACGAACAGGAUAUCCGUGUUCUUAAUGCUCAGCUCACCGAGGCCAGCGUUCGCGAGAGCGAAGCACGCGCAGCUGUCGGCGCUGUACAAGACCACGCCAGAACUCACUGGAGCACUCUUCAAAAGAUUCGCGGUGUGGGAGGCUGGUCGCGCCAGAACGACUGGCACGAGUGCGAUACAGCUGGAUCUCCUCCUACUGCAGCCAUUCCUGUUUCUCAUACGGAAGAUCCUUCUAGCAGAUCAGGCGGUGACCCUGGUCAGGGGUCUUUGCGCAAGCCACUUGUACCCAUUGAAACGCCAGUCCCAGUUCAUGGGCGACCGGAUUCUGAGAAGCCCGAAAAGCCAUCGGCUCCUGCUGAUCCCGCUCAGCCGCUCAAGCCUAUUGAGACUCCCAAGCCUGUUGAGACUCCCAAGCCUAUCGAGACUCCCAAACCUGUUGAAGCUCUCAAGCCUAUUGAAGAUUUCGCAAAUCCGGAACCUAUCCGAGCACCUGGACUCCCAAGAUCGGAUGAUGAUGAUAAGUCGGCAGCGCCAGUUCAAUCUACUCAACCGACCGCACCCGCCGACAUUCCUAUGAUCCCAGAGCCUGUUGAAACUCCCAAGCCAGUAGCGCCUGCUGAACCUGUGGAACCCGCAAAAACAUCCGAGCCUGAUGUCCCUACUCAACCGCCAUCUGUCUCGGCUCCGAAGACACCAGAGCCUAUUGAAUUCACCGAGCCAGUAGCACCCGUCCAAAAGGAUGACCCACCAAAAGUGAUCGACGCUCCCAUUGAGCCAGUGGCUCCCAAGGAAUCCGACUUGCCGCCACCUACCUCACCAGCACUCAACCCAGUCCGAGAGCCUUCUGCACCAGUCGAGCCCUCACCAAAGCCGACUGACCCGAUACCACCUGUGGCUUUUGAACCUUUGGAAUCCCCCGAACCGGACUUUGGUGGACCUGAGGGUAAUGUGGUCGCCAUCAUGGUGGAAGAAGGCCCCAUGGACCCGGCUUUCACGGAAGGGAUCACCAUGAGCGCCCUGGGCCGGGUGGCCCACCAGGACCACCAGGACCUCAUGGACCUCAUGGACCAGGUUUCGAGGGACCAAGAAGAGACCACCCCGGGCCUCCGGGACCUCAUGGACCAGGCUUCCAGGGUCCUGGAGGUGACCGUCUCGGGCCACCAGGACCUCCAGGUCCGGGCUUUCAUGGCCCAGGGCGUCAUGAGCGUCAUGGAUCCGAGGGCUCUGACUUUGACGGGCCCCCCUCAUGGCGGACCAGGCGGACCCGGUGGCCCACGGGACCAACGUCGUAAGCGUCGCCAUGAUAAAUGA
Messenger RNA from Penicillium malachiteum, 2502 nucleotides. RefSeq lists its product as uncharacterized. The record is from RefSeq and is a predicted model, not a curated record. The transcript has 4 exons. Bases 1 to 2502 code for a protein of 833 amino acids. NCBI's taxonomy places the organism in Eukaryota, Fungi, Ascomycota, Eurotiomycetes, Eurotiales, Aspergillaceae.